AUUUACGUGGUUUGAAAAGAACGUUCAAAUGAAUGGAAACUUUGGCUCUUCUUGAGUGCGUUUGAAUACCCGUUACAAUUAAAAAUGAUAUCGAAUAGUGUUCGCUGUUACAUGCUAGGUGACUAAAGGAAAACAAAAGCAAACAGACGAGCUUAAUUUAUGCUAGUUAAAAGAAGGACGGAUUUUAUGCAUUCUUACCAAGAUGGGCGAACCACAGCCACAACCACUUUCAGAUUAUUUAGAUAAGUUCAACUCUGCUUCUGACGAGACGUUGAAGAAUAUGAAAAUAGAAGUUGAAAAGCUUCGAGCAAAAAAUGAGUCAGAUUUAACCAAAUUCAAAAAGGAUCUGGAUUUGAAAAAAGAAGAAAUACAAAAUAUUGAACGCAAAUUGGCGAAUAACACACAGAAAAUACAAGAUUUGGAGAGAGAUAUUAAGAAUAUCGAAACUGAAAUAGAAUCGUUAGUAGCUAAGGCAGUUGAGUAUGAAGCAGAAGCUGCUGGACUAGAUAACAAAGCAACACAAAGCAGUAAAAUUGGAUGGGGAUCUGUAGCCGUUGGAUUAACUGCAUUGGCACUGACCCCGAUGACUGGUGGAAUAUCAGCAGCACUUUUGGGCAUUGCUGCUCCUGCUGGAGCUACGGGUGUUGCUGCGGUCGCUUUUCUCGACGCAAAAGAAAAACGGGAAGAGGCAAACAAACAAAAACGGCUCGCCGAAAGUAAGAGAUCUGACGUCGAAAGCAAACGGAGGAAUCAACAAGAAAUUCAAGCCAGCAUAGAUGUAGACUUAAUUGAGAAAACUAAACUACAUAAUUUUAGUCUUAAAAUCCAAGCUGAAAUAGGAGACCUAGAAAACAUGCAUGGCAACCUCUCGGCAUUCGAAGUUAUACUUGACAGUAAAAUAUCUUCAUCCGAGAAACUACCGACAAGUGUACCUAAACACACAUCCGCAAAGGUUGAAGAAGGAUCAAUUACAGAUAAAGUGGACAAGGAGCUACAUGAAAUAUUUAAAAAUAUAUGGGAAGCAAAGCGUGCGAAAGUCAGCGGUAAACACAAUGAGAAAUACGUUAGGGAAACAAUACCAUGGAUUGAAUACCGAAUAUCGCAGUUCAAACAAGCAAUGUCAACUACGUAUAAACACAUUCUUGACAGAAAAGAAAUGGACUCCAAAAGCAAGGAGGCGAAAGAAUUAAUGCAGCUUUUAGAAUCCACUUACAAAGAAAUAACUGAUCUGGAACAAAACAUUGGUAAUGACAUGAUAAGUCGAAUGAAAAUAAUCAUGAAGGAACAAAACGUCCUGAAAAAAUUGUAUUAUGAAGUUCAAGCCUUCGAAGAAGAUAUACGUAAUAUGGAAGGCAAGCGUACGGUGCUUCAAAAACAAGCAGUAGCAUUUCAAUUUGAAGCGCAAACAUUAGAAAAACUCGCUUUGAAAAAAGGUUAUGAGAUGGCAACGAAGUUAGCAGUUGGCAGUGGAAGCAUAGGCGUCCUCGCUGCCAGUGCUAUGGCAGCUCCAUUAACUGGGGGUGCAAGUCUCGUUGCUGCAGGCGCAAGCGGGGCAUUAGCGGCCUAUAACUUCAUGAGUGCCUAUGAAUGUUAUGAACUAGCGAAACAGAAACAGAAACAAUCAGAGCAAAAUCGUGAGCAGGCUAACGCCGUACAUUGGAGGAUUAAUAAAACACAAAUGGACAUAAACACAAGAGAGGAGCAUAAGCGAGAGGCUUUAUCUUUGAUAGGGCAACUCAAGGCAGAUCAAACAAUUCUUCAGAACAUACUUAAACAGUUGAUCAAGUUUAGCGACGUGAUAAACAGCAUCACAGUUUUUCUACAGUAUACGAAACCAUAUAAUCCAUCAACAGAUGUCAAGUCAUGCAGAAUAAUGUGAAAAAGAAAACUAACGUGUGUGGACUAUUUUGCACCGUCUAUAUUGACUUUGCCGCUCACUAGUAUAGACUUAGUUUUGUUUUGUUAGUCGCAUUAAAAAAAUUAUUUUCGUUUUUUGCUCUGCUAUAAGUGUGUUUGUUAUUUUUUCUUGGUCGUCAAUAACUGGACUAAAACAUUGAAAGAUGUGUAUCCGAUUUUAGUAAAAGAAAUUAGACCUUUUGUGUGUUUUUGUUUGUUUAUUUGUUUGUUUUAUGAUUUUCAUAUAUUAUGAGAAGUGGAUAAUAAGGCGUUCGAACGUAAAUAACAGUGAGUUAUGUACAAGUGGCGUUUGUAUUGCUAUACAUUUCAUUAAAUAUUUUUAUUUUAAUAACAGCUAUGAUUGUUUUCUGUAAGAUUCUAUUAAUGUCUACAUAAUAACUUAAUGUAACAUGUUUUUCCUACUUUAUGAUAUAAGGUGUGUUUGUGUGGGGGUUUUGUGGGUUUUUUGUAUUUACUCUUUAAAUUUAUAAUAGCUAUUAUUGAGUAAUAUAGGUUACAUUCAUUUCUAGAUUAUAACUUAACCUGUAUUUUGUCCAAAAGGUUUAUCAAUUUGUAUCUAUAUGUUUUAAAGACGGUAUUUGCUUUAGCGUCUUUUUUUUAUGAAACAGUAUGUCGAUAAUGUUGCCA
Dreissena polymorpha is the source of this 2544-nucleotide messenger RNA. RefSeq lists its product as uncharacterized. The transcript has 13 exons. Bases 203 to 1879 code for a protein of 558 amino acids. Lineage: Eukaryota; Metazoa; Mollusca; Bivalvia; Myida; Dreissenidae. The record is from RefSeq and is a predicted model, not a curated record.